Messenger RNA from Asterias rubens (European starfish), 4942 nucleotides. RefSeq names its product cohesin subunit SA-1-like. Gene Ontology annotation, biological process: sister chromatid cohesion. The record is from RefSeq and is a predicted model, not a curated record. Bases 194 to 3640 code for a protein of 1148 amino acids. Gene Ontology annotation, molecular function: chromatin binding. Gene Ontology annotation, cellular component: nucleus; chromatin; cohesin complex. Lineage: Eukaryota; Metazoa; Echinodermata; Asteroidea; Forcipulatida; Asteriidae. The transcript has 27 exons.
GCGGGUUUCUAAAUUUGCAGACAAUUUUCGCGAACUUUUUGUCUUCCCGCGGAAAACAGAAGCCGGAGACAGGACAAGGUUCAGGAAGUAUUUCUUUAGUUGGAGGUUGUUUUCAGGACUGAAAACAUAGAAGGGAGCAAGAGAAAGGUUGUUUCUAAAAACAAAGGAGUGCUCGUUUGAGAUUGUCAACAAUAUGGACGUGCCACAGGCAGAGCACUCUGAUGACAGUGAUUUUGAUGAAGGAAGAGGGAAGAAGAGAUCGAAACAUGAAGGGGCUGGGAAGAAGAGUAAGAAACAUAAGAGCAAACCAAGACCAGAAGUGGAAGUAGAGAACGUUGGAGAACCCGUCACCCUCUUUGAGAUCGUCAGACAAGGAAAAGGAGCUCUCCAGACCGUUGUGGAUGAAUGGAUCGAGUCAUACAAAGCGAACCGCGACACAGCUCUCCUAGAUCUGAUUAACUUCUUCAUCCAAUGCUCUGGAUGUAAAGGAACCGUCACUCUUGAGAUGUAUUCCAACAUGGAGCAUAGUGACAUCAUCAGACGGAUGACGGAGGAAUUUGACGAGGAGAGUGGUGACUAUCCACUGAUAAUCAACGGCCCGCUCUACAAGAAGUUCAGACAGAAUUUCUGUGAUUUCAUUUCUGUGUUGGUGCGCCAAUGCCAGUACAGCAUUCUGUAUGAUCAGUUUAUGAUGGAUAAUGUCAUCUCGCUGCUGACUGGUCUCAGCGAUUCACAGGUCCGAGCUUUCAGACACACUAGCACGUUGGCAGCUAUGAAACUCAUGACGUCGCUAGUAAAUGUCGCCCUCAAUCUCAGUGUCAAUUUGGACAACACGCAGCGACAGCACGACACAGAGCGUGCAAAGCAGUCCUCUAAACGAGCCAGCGAGAGAAUCGAGAUGCUGCUGGCCAAGAGGCAGGAAAUCAUUGAAAAUACCGAAGAAGUCCAACAGAUGAUGAAUAACAUCUUCAAAGGCAUCUUUGUUCAUCGUUAUCGUGAUACACAGCCAGAGAUUCGUUCCAUCUGUAUGGGAGAGAUUGGUCUAUGGAUGAAGAACUAUAGUGAGAUGUUUCUGAGUGAUAGUUACCUUAAAUACAUCGGAUGGACUCUUCACGACAAGGUCGGUGACGUUAGGCUCAAGUGCCUCUCUGCCUUACAGACUCUCUUCAGCAUCACAGAGCUCGUCCCAAAGUUGGAGCUCUUCACAAAUCGCUUUAAGGAUCGCAUUGUUUCCAUGACACUGGACAAAGAGACUGAAGUAGCUGUGCAUGCCAUCAAACUGACCACUCUAGUUCUAAAAAUCAACGAUGAAAUCUUAUCAGCUGAAGACUGUGAGAAUGUUUACCAGCUAGUCUAUGCCUCAAGCCGUGCCGUUGCCCAAGCUGCUGGGGAGUUCUUGAAUGAGAGACUAUUCAAGAGGGAAGAUCCAGACAGUAGUAAAGCUAAGAGAACCAAAAGACGGAGUGCUAAUGCACCCCUCAUUAAGGACUUGGUGCAGUUCUUCAUUGAGAGCGAGCUCCAUGAACAUGCAGCUUAUCUAGUGGAUUCUCUAUGGGAUAUCAAUGAUAUGGUAAGAGAUUGGGAUUGUAUGACGGAACUCCUUCUUGAAGAGCCUGGACGUGGUGAAGAAGCGAUGGACGAUCGACAGGAAACUGCACUGAUUGAGAUCAUGGUUAGUGCGGUGCGCCAGGCAGCACAGGGUCAUCCUCCAGUCGGCCGUGGCUCUGCCAAAAGACAGCAGAUGUUGACCAGUAAAGAGAAGAAAACAGUGCAAGACGAUCGACUCAAACUCACAGAGCAUUUCAUCGUUAAACUACCAGAACUCCUCUCCAAGUACAAAGUGGAUUGGGAUAAAGUGUCUAAUCUUCUGGAGAUCCCACAACAUUUUGAGGUUGAGAUCUACACAACGAGUCGUCUUGAGAAACAUCUGGACUCACUCCUCAGAGAGAUGAAGGAGAUUGUUGAGAGACACACAGAGAGUGAGGUUUUGAACGCUUGCUCCAAGACCUAUGAGUGCUUAAUGAGAGAGCAGUACAGCACAACGCCUAAAGUAGACGUAGCUAGGAGUACUUUACUGGAUAGCAUUGCUGAACGAUUCAAUCUUAGUUAUGAUGUUUUCCAAACUACAAGCCAACCGAAUGAAGAUGAAGUGUAUGCUUUGUCAUCUAGCAUCAAAAGGAUAACCGCAUUCUUUGUCUGUCAUGAUUUGACGCCAUGGCAACUGUUUGACAUGUUAUUUGGAUUAGUGAAGAAGUCUCCAGAGCGAGGGGAUCUACCUGAGUCAAUCUUCACCAAUGCUGUGGCAUGUACUCAUUACUCUUUACUGUGGAGUCUAACAAGAUUGAAUGAACACAACCCAGAUAAGUCUGAAAUGUUACAUCUUCGUAAGCGAACCAGUGAGGUAAUCCGAACCUGCUCCAAGCUUCUCUUAGACAGCAGUGAUGCCAUCAAGGAAGAAGGCUUCAUCACUAUCUGUGAUCUCCUCAUUGUCUUUGGGAAGCAGAUGGGUUCCAAUGCUGUCCUGGCGCCACUCAUCUAUGACCCUAAUGAGAACCUGCAAAACAUGCUCUCAGACUUCGUCCAGGAACAUGUCUUCAUUGAGGAGGAGGAAGAUGAUGAUGAUGAAGAAGGAGAUGAUUCCCAUAAGAUUGAGAUUCUUCAUAAGAGACGUAAUCUCCUCGCCUCCUUCUGUAAGCUCAUUGUCUUCAAUGUUAUCGAGAUGAAGAAUGCUGCUGGAAUCUUUAAGCACUACAUGAAGUACUACAAUGACUACGGAGACAUCAUUAAGAUGACACUUGCCAAAUCCAGGGAGAAUAACAAGAUUGCUUGCGCCCAAACCCUCGGACUUAGCUUGACUCAGUUGUUCCGUGACAUGAAGAGUGAAGAAGGUUAUGACGAUGUGCGAACCCAAGCUCAGCUCAACGCCAUCAAGGAGCUGGCUAGAAGGUUCUCUCUUACCUUUGGCUUGGACCAGAUUAAGACCAGAGAUGCCGUGGCUGCACUUCACAAGGAAGGUAUUCACUUCAGCCUAACCCCGAUGGACAAUCCAAACGAAGCAGACGGCCCGCCACCAAACCUCGGCUACUUAGAAAUACUGGCUGAGUUCACAACCAAACUCAUGAAGAUGGACAAGAAAACUGUCUUAACCUACCUUGAGAAGAAUCUGAAAGAAGGCAUGCUAGGCAGACAAGAAGAUCCGUGGGCUCCACUGCGGACGUAUCGCAACAGCUUACUACAAGAGGCUCCUGGUGAACAAUCUGGAAAGUCUCAUAAACACAUAAAGAAACAUCGCAAGGGUGGUGUCAAGAGAAAGCUAGCCAUGCAAGGAGUUGAUGAUGGUACAGACAGUCAAUGGAUGUCUAAGCAUCCUCACAUGGGUGGCAACCAAAGCAUGAUGAAGCGCCCUCGCUUGGAGGAAGAAAUCUCAUCCACGCAAGGAUCUGAACGAGAUUUUGAUUAUGGCUCACAAUGGACACCAAGGCAUCCCCAUCAUCACCACGUCGAUGAAGAAGAAGAAGAAGAAGAGGAGGAAGAAGAAGAUGAAGAAGAAGAUGAAGAGGAAGAUGAAGAACAGGAAGAUGAUUUCCAAGAAGGCCAGGCCAUGCAAGUUCUUGAGGAAAUGCAGAUGGGACCGUUCUAAGUGCUGUGAUUUUGCUGGAUUCGUCAGACUGUGUCUUGUUGGAUUCAUCAGAGGCUGCGAUGGUGUUGGAUCCUUUAACAAUGUUAAUACAAUACACUAUAUUCUGGGUGAUUGUUCAUUCUUUGUUGCGGGGAGGGGAGGGUUUAACCCAGUGGCUAGUGAUGUCUGGACAUACAAUGCGAUGAUCACACAGAUAUGUAUGGUCUCUUUAUGGUUAAAUUAACAUGGGGAGGGGGAAGCGGGGGUUGUACAGUGAUGGGUCUUUAAUGUUUGUCAAUAGUUUGUGCUUUGUAGCCUUAUACAUUUGAAAACAAAAUCAGUUCUGUUGGUGGUAUUUUCAUCAUACAAAGCCAAAAUUGCCGGAUGAUUAAAUCUGAAGUUUUUGUGAAACUCUGUGUCACUUCUCACUCUUGAAUUUUCAGAAUUUCUAUGGACCAAAGUUGAUCUUAUCACGUUAUUAUAAAGACAGAGUUUUUCUUAACGUUAGUUGCAAAAGGUGUUUAAAUUAUUGUUAUUUUUACCAGAAUUUAGAGAGCAAAAGAAAUUACGUCUUGUAUUUCACCUCAUGUUUUAUUAAGAUUAAUGUAAUGUCAAUUCUCGUACCUACCUACUAGUAAUUUUCCUUCAAUUGUUUUUAAAACCUUGUAUAUAUACUUUAUUCUGCCAUCUUUAUUUAAAAUGUUGUAUUUCAACCUGUUACAAAUGGUUAUUUCAGUGCAAAAAAAUAUCCACUAUUGGUCAAUGUCUAAAGAUUUAAAAUAAAUAAAUGUUGAAAGUGUUUGAGUCGCACCUCCUUCUAUUUCUCCAAGAUGACACAAAAUGACAGCAUUCUGUCCAAAUGCUAGCUAGCUAGUAACAGCUGAGUGGUGCUUGACUAGUUUAGCAUUAGCUUUGGUGCAAGACCUUGUUCAUUAUCAAGUAUCACGAUUCACUCUCCACACACAUUAAUAUCAAACAAUCUCUUGGGCGCUGUAGGGAAAACGGCCUCUAUUGGUUGAAUAGUCGUAACGUGGGUAAGCGUUGAGUGUAUGUAACGUGGGUGGCGUUGAGUGUAUGUAGGCACACUGUGGUUUUACUGUCUCAACAAGAAUACCUUGCAUCAGGACUAGUUCAGUAUCUGUAUUUAAUAUGAAACGUGGAACAGUGAAAUGACAAACUAACUUGUCCCGCUUUCGUUUUUGCACUGACACAUUUUUUUUAACUUGAUUGUGUUUUUGAUUAAAUAUCUUUAUUUGGAAAACCUUCAUGGACAACUCAUCAAGUCAUGGAAAUAAAUGUUUUUUAAAACGCUCCGUAAACAGA